AUGUGGCUUAUUUCUUGGCCCAAGAAUACAUGCACCACCAAGGCUGGUGGUCAUAAAGGCGGCACCACCUCAACCGCGGGUACUGCCGUGGCCGCUAAUUGUCUUAGUAGUUCAUCAUCCCACUGUACCUGUCUGGCCAAACUGGUGAGGAAGCUAAAGAAACAUAGGAGAAGGAUAGGGGCUGCUAGUAGACAAAGUUCAUUCCAGUGCCAUUAUGAUCCAUUGAGCUAUUCUCUCAACUUUGAUGCAACUGGAUGUGGAAACUUGUUAGAUGAUCAAGAUUACUUCAAGUUCUAUGCCUUCUCCUCCAGGUUUGUGGCCAACCAAUCAGAACCUCAGCUGGUCCAAAACUGA
Messenger RNA from Prunus armeniaca (apricot), 354 nucleotides. The record is from the annotation of a GenBank genome assembly. Lineage: Eukaryota; Viridiplantae; Streptophyta; Magnoliopsida; Rosales; Rosaceae.